Xenopus tropicalis (tropical clawed frog) is the source of this 2966-nucleotide messenger RNA. RefSeq names its product zinc finger, AN1-type domain 4 (gene zfand4). The transcript is spliced from 10 exons. Lineage: Eukaryota; Metazoa; Chordata; Amphibia; Anura; Pipidae. The record is from RefSeq and is a predicted model, not a curated record. The coding region runs from base 293 to 2398 and encodes 701 amino acids. Gene Ontology annotation, molecular function: zinc ion binding.
CACGUGGUACCAUGACGCUACAUGUGACGUCAGCGGCGGUGUGGGCGGGAUAGGAAGUGAACGCUACCUAGGAACUAGACGCUACAUUCUUGGUGCGCUUAAUACCUCGCCGCCUUGCCUCAGUCGGGCCCUACUGUCACAUUUGGGCUGCCUGUCCCAUAAUAUGUGAUCCACAUACAGGCAUGAAAAGGUUUGCACUUUAAAUGAUGAACAGCAAAAUUUUGCCAUUUUUUGAGGUUACCUACUUUUAGCCUUACUCCCCCGUUUUUACCCAAAAAAGUUAACCUUCACAAUGGCAAGCAAAAAAGAACCUCCGUUUUUUAAUGAAGAUAACAUUGGAUCUUUUCCCUGCAAACUACCUUUUUAUGAGACAAUGGAGCUAUUUAUUGAAACUCUUACUGGGACCUGUUUUGAGCUUCGAGUGUCGCCCUAUGAGACCGUGGCUUCCGUAAAAUCAAAAAUCCAAAGACUGGAAGGUAUUCCUGUUGCCCAGCAGCACUUAAUUUGGAACAACAUGGAACUAGAGGAUGAAUGUAGCUUAAGUGAUUACAACAUUUCUGAAGGAUGCACUUUGAAAAUGGUGUUGGCUAUGAGAGGUGGUCCAAUUAAUACGCGCAGAGUGCCUCUUGAAGACCCAAUCAGGGAAAUAGCAGAAUACAUGGAUCCUAUAAGAGAGGAUUUAUGGGAAAAAGGCUCUUCAAACAAACAGGUCACCUUCUUGGUGUACCGAGAAGGAGAGCAGUUAAAUUUUUUUCGUGUUGUAGACAGAGGUGAUGGCACAUUGACUCCUCUGUCUGAAUCCCUCAGUGGUGCUUCGGUAUAUAAUUUGUAUGCAGAAGAUGAAGAUGAAGCUGAGGGUUCUCCAUCUGGCCAACACAUUAUAGAGAAUGCAAUCACUAUGAACAAAAUGAAGUUACUGAAAUCCAAGAUGGAGAACAUGAACCUCAAUAAAAAGCCCAAGAAAAUGGCCAAAUUAAAACCAAGACCCCCCAUGAUACCACGUCCAACAAGUGGUUUAAUGUCGUCAUCUCGUCAUCGGCUUUUAAGGGUUCUCCCCCACAUUGGACAGUCUUAUCUACCUCCUGGAAAUUCACUUUCCUCUGAAUCGCCACAUACUGCACUUUCUGCCAUUGCUGCUGCUACUAGGACAAUACCAUCAAUUGCUGGGGACUAUCAAAAUAAAGAGGCCAGAUGGGAAACUCCUGAAGUGGUUCCUUCCCUUAAUAGUGUUUGCUUACCACCUACAGUUUCCCGUGUUGAACUGGAAAAUCCAAGAUAUAAUAAAAAUAAAGUUCUUCCUCCUGUUGCACAUUUAAAGAAAAAAGACAUCCUGGCAAUGGAUGAUGACUCCAUGUUUCAUCAAAAUAUGGACUUCAUGUCUAAUGAAGAAAGUUCCCACCCAAUAACAGAUUCCUUUGAUUUUCUAACUGAUGUAAGACCUAUAGAACCUUUUAGGAAUGUUUGCACCAUAGGACAGGUAAAGCCUGAAUUCAAAUUGACAGAGGGAAGAAAAGAUCCUUCGGCCACUGAGACUUCUCUUCGACCGGUGUCAAAAUCUUUGAAUCCUGAAGCAAUGGAUACUGGAAUUAACACUAGUGAUUUAAGUCCUGCACGAAGCAAACUUCUUACACCUGUUAAUUUCCCUUCUCAAAUAUCUCAUUUGUCCCCACCCAGCCUGCAGUGUCAGUCCAAAUGCUUUGAAACUGGAAACUUCAGAACACCUACUUCUCAAAACCUUUUUCGUUCAGUUGAAGCACGUAAUAUAGCGGAUCGCUCAUUUUCAAGAACAGCUAGGUUUAGAGGAGUAAAAGUCAAUUCUCCAGGAAAACAGUCAGAGGUAAUAUCCAAGAUGGAAGCUAGAGACAUCACUGAAUUGGCUAAUAAGGCUUCUAAAGAGCCUAUAGGCUCUCUAAACCAUUUGGGAUUUUUUGGUUCAUUGAGUCGAUGCACAAGUCGGGACACUAUGCAGAGCUCUACUGCAGAAAGGCCUUCUAAAGCGACUGUUACCCUAUCAAACAGCCUUCAUUGCCCUCAGGAAGAAAGAUUUAAAAAAAUACUACCCUCAUGCAACGCUGCAGAAUUAUUUGUUUCUGCACUUGGCCAUGGAGAGACAGAGAGUAAUCAAGCCACUGGAAAGGGCCUUGUAGAAGCAACACAUCUUUUUGCUCCUGUUAAGUCAACUUUUCGAAGCAAGAAAAAAACAACUAAGAACUGUUUUGUCUGUGGAAAGAAAACUGGAUUGGCAACAAGCUUUGAGUGCAGAUGUGGAAACAACUUUUGUGCAGCUCAUCGCUAUGCAGAAACCCAUGACUGCACUUAUGACUACAAGACAGUGGGAAGAAGGUUACUACAGGAAGCAAAUCCUGUCAUCAGCGCUCCCAGACUUCCAAAAAUCUAACUCUGGAAACUGCUCAGUCUGCACUAAUAACAAGAAUUGCUAAUCAUGCAUCACUUUUUCUGUGUUUCCAUAUUAAGGAAUGCCAAGGAGUCGGCACCUGCUUUUUUUUUUCUUUUAAUAAAUAAUGUGAAUAUUCCUUAUCUGGUUGCAGUUGGAUCAUUUUAUUAUUUAAAUUGAAAAAUAGUGGUUUUAAAAUGGUUUCACUCGUUGAUUUACCUUUGUUAUGUGUUUUAUAUUGGAGAGAAUGCUGUUUCAUUAGACAAGUCUUACAAAAGAUGCACUUUACUGAAUAAUUAUUACUGAAUAAUCAGAGGCAAUGGGGGGAAGGGGUCUUGUAUUCCCGUUGUGUUUUUGUAUUGUCUUUUUUUUCUGUUUGUUUAAAUUAUUUCUGUAAUACUUCCGGCACAACGCUGUAUGCUAAACAGCAAGCAAAAAUAUUACUAUACCGACUGUGUCCUUUAGUAUUCCUAUUCUUUUGUAAACCAACCUUUAUACAUGUCACAAAUGUUUUUUUUUAAAAUAUUGAUUGCUGUAAAAAUAUCUAAUAAAUAUUGUCUUUUACAAUUAA